ACGAAAAAAAUUUCUAUGAAUAAUUACAAUAAAGUUCUACUAAAAAUAGAAAUUUGUAAAAAUUAUUAAUUUUUUUUCAUAGAAAUAUUUACUUUUUCGUUAAAAUAUUUAUUCUUUCUUAGACAUAUGUAUUUAACUAAAGUGUUACAAAAUAGGCCUCCUAGGCUCAAUAACAGAGUUGUUAAUUUUUGUUUCAGGAAUUUCCUCGUAUCAGAAAUUUGCUGAAGUUGUAUUUUUUUUGCUAAAAUAUAGUUAAAACAUUUUUUCUAUCAAAUAAUUUUUAUUUCAUAAAUAAUUAAAUAUUAAAUUAUCUAUAUUAAUAUAUUAUCAAUGUGUAUUAUUAAUAACGUAUUAUGAAUGACGAUUUGGCAGAAGAUACGAUCGUCGAGCCUCAAGUGAUAAUGAAAAAGAUAGUAGGCGUCGCUUUAGAAAUAGACCCAAAAUGCCCCAUUGCAGAAAACUAAUUUAAGGACCGAACACACAAAAAAUCUAAGCAGUAAGGAAUUUAACAGUUUCUAUUUGCUACUGUUUGCGUUGUACUUUAAAUUCUUGACUGUGAUUGGUUCAUUACCGCUCAAGUUUUUCUGUAUGCCAUAACCCUUAUACCAAUACAGAUUUCUAGAUAGCAUGGAACAUUCUAGCAAUUAGGCCUGUUCGCCGAUUGCUUGCACUUUUUACACUAGGCAAUCUUCGAUUUUUCUCUCUUCAAAACUUGAAUAUAUAUUUAUCUCGUUUCAAGUGCAAAAAUUUUUAGAAAUUUUAAGCAACAUGAGUAAACCUAUUGUAACAAUGUCAACACCAUGAACAUGUUCGUACGUGUUUGAUCCUUACAGAAUUUUUCUAUGAGUUAUGCAAUCAAUUGCUGUUUGAAUUUCAGAUUCGUUUUCGUAUUAUUGAGUUUUUCUUAAGACUCAUUUAUAAAAUGUUCUACCUCGGUUGAAACGUCCCUGCAGAAUUAAACAGGGACCAAGUAAUUUUAAGAAGACCAAUGUUGCUGGAAUAUUCCAUGUUAACUUUGAUCACUUUAAUCGUUUUUAAUUUUUAAAAGUAGAAAAAAGAUGAAGAAUAAUCACAAUUAAAAUUAAUCCACGAUUCCAGUUUUCAGGCGCGUAAACAUUCUGGGCUGCGUUCGGAAACAUCACUUGAGUGCCUUCGUGUAUUAUUUUGUCUUUGUUUAACAUUUGAUGAACAACAAAGAUAAAAUGAUAACUUUGAUCUCUUUAAUCAUUUUAAUUUUUAGAAGCAGAAAAAGAUGAGUAAACUGAAAUUAAAAUUAAUCCACAUUGGUAAAAAUGGACAUUAAUCACGAUAUAAAGGUCCUGCUUCGAUUUAGCCACCUUAUCCUCUUCCGUCGACAGAAACGCGAUGGAAAUUGGAAUCGUUUUGAUCACAAUCAUUAAUCACUUUAAGAAUUUUGUCACGUCUUUUGUGCCAAAAGAUUAUUUAAUAUAUAUAACACUGAAAUAAAAGAAAGCUAUUUUAUUAAUUUUAUGUGUUUUACAAUAAAUUCUACGUUUUUUGUACAAUUAAAAAAAGAAGCUUAAAGCUCAAACAAGUUUCCUUAACCUAGGUUAAAAAAUCGUUUGUUAAUGAUUUCAAUCUGCUUUCUCGACAGCGAUAUCAACGUAAUUAUUGUCGAUAAUUUUUACUGAUUACGCCUAUGUACAGGCAACGUGCGCACGAGCAAUGCAAAAGUCGUAUCGUCUCGUUCACCCUUACGAACGUUUGGCCGCAAAUGCCACGUUGAUUAAUUUAUUUCCUGGUGAAAAAUGAAUCUGCCCACCGUAAAAGACUAUUGUAUGCUAGAAAAGAUCGGCACUGGAAGCUACGCGACGGUGUACAAAGCGAUUAAAAAGGAUGGGAAUCGAGAGGUAGUCGCUGUCAAGUGCGUGGACAAGGGCUCGCUCUCGAAAUCAGCGAUCGACAAUCUAGUGACGGAGAUCAAGCUGUUAAACGUCCUCAAACACGAGCAUAUCGUGGAAAUGAAAGAUUUUUUCUGGGAUGAAGGGCAUAUAUACAUCGUCAUGGAGUUCUGCGACGGCGGGGACUUGUCAAGCUUCAUAAAGAAGAAGCACAAGCUACCCGAGAGCACCUGUCGCAGAUUUCUGCAACAGCUCGCGUUAGCCUUGAGAUAUCUGCGCGAUCAUAAUGUCUGCCAUAUGGAUCUUAAGCCGCAGAAUUUGCUGUUGAUGAGAAAACCUCAACUAGUACUCAAAGUUGGAGAUUUCGGUUUCGCGCAGUAUCUUUCAAAUUCGGAGCACAAAUUCGCGAUACGCGGCUCGCCUCUUUACAUGGCACCCGAAAUGCUGUUGAAACACAAGUACGACGCCCGUGUUGAUCUGUGGAGCGUCGGGGUGAUCAUGUACGAGUGCCUUUUCGGAAAAGCUCCCUAUUCCAGCAGUAGCUUUCAAGAGUUAGCGGAAAAAAUCAAGGAUAGCCGACCGAUAGAGAUGCCGAAGGCGGCUCAUGUAUCGGCGACGUGUGAAGAUUUGCUUAUGGCUCUGCUGAAGCAUAAUCCUGCUGAUCGGAUAACGUACGAUGAUUUUUUCGCGCAUGAUUUUCUGGACCUGGAGCACGCGCCUACGAAAGAAAAUUAUGAUAAGGCAGUCAUGUUGGUGCACAAAGCCGUUGAAAUGGAUACCGAGAAAAAUGUAAAAGAGGCAUUUCAUCUUUAUUGCGAGGCGCUUAGAUAUUUCAUCCCGAUCUUGACAAAUGAGAACGAUCUAAGACGAAAGGAGGUAUUACGACAUCGCGUCAGUGAUUACAUAAAGAGAGCAGAAACACUUAAAAUGGCAUUUAUAGAUGAAAAUAGUGAAAAGCGCCUGAUACCUGAAAAUAAAGGAAAUACUUCGUCCCUGCAAAGGAUACCGUCCUUAGAGAAAAGCUCAACUUUCACCCACAAUGAAUUACGAAUUCUCGGUAAAAGUACCACGAGUAUGGUGGAUGCGCUUGAAAUAGGAGAAGCUGCUGAGCAAUAUCUCGCUGAGGGUAACUACGCUUUGGCUCUAGAAAAAUUUCAGUCCUGUUUAAGUGUACUUGUACCUUUAUUGGGAAAGGAACCGAUAGGCCGAAGAAGAGAUUUGCUACAUAAGCAGAUACAGAUAUGGAUGAAGGAAGCUGAAAGUACCAAAGGACUCUUGGCUACCAAGGAUAUAGAUUCUUUGCAACGAACAUCCGAUGAACAAUGUGUAUUACAAUAAUCAAUAUAGUUUUAAUAUUGUAUAUAAUUAUACAAUGUUAUAAAAGACAAUUAUUAUUUUGGUUAUCAAUUCUGCAUCAUUGUAUGAUAGGAUAAUUAAUAUUUUAGCUAUCAGUAGUUCUGCACCAUUGUACAAACUUGCCAUUUGUCUUUGUAUCAUGCAUUAUUUAAUCAACUAAAAUAAUAAAUAAUUUUAUAUUUGUA
This is a messenger RNA of Solenopsis invicta (red fire ant), 3403 nucleotides long. RefSeq names its product serine/threonine-protein kinase ULK3 (gene Aduk). The transcript has 8 exons. The record is from RefSeq and is a predicted model, not a curated record. Gene Ontology annotation, cellular component: autophagosome; cytoplasm. Gene Ontology annotation, molecular function: ATP binding; protein serine/threonine kinase activity. Lineage: Eukaryota; Metazoa; Arthropoda; Insecta; Hymenoptera; Formicidae. Gene Ontology annotation, biological process: peptidyl-serine phosphorylation; protein autophosphorylation; autophagy. The coding region runs from base 1770 to 3200 and encodes 476 amino acids.